CAUAUAAUUGCUUAUGCUAGCAGGUCUCUAAAUUCUGCUGAAAUCAAUUACUCUCCAACUAAAAUUGAAUAUCUUGCUGCAGUAUGGGGAAUGGAAUAUUUUCGAUCUUAUAUUUAUUUUAGAUCUUUUGAACUUAUUACAGAUCAUUCUGCUUUACGUUGGUUAUUAAACCAACCUAAUCCUAACAAACAAGUAACUCGAUGGAUACAACGAAUUGCUGAUUACCCUUAUACAGUUAUACACCAAAAAG
Messenger RNA from Racocetra fulgida, 250 nucleotides. The record is from the annotation of a GenBank genome assembly. Lineage: Eukaryota; Fungi; Glomeromycota; Glomeromycetes; Diversisporales; Gigasporaceae.